GUGUAUUUAUUUAAAUUUUUGUGAUUUGAGUAUUCAAUUUUCAACGGAAAAAGGUACAACUAAAUUCGAAGAAGAAAUGCGUUCCACAACUGACAAAAGAGAAUUUCCGAAUAUUAAUACAGACAACAUAAUAUUUAAUUUUUACAAUUCGUCAGCUAGUGAUUUCAUCCCAAUACCCUCUACGAAUUUAGAAGCAAUAUUAGACCAAGAAUACUAUGAUCCAACAAAAAACAUUUUAUUUUUUGUUGCUGGACAAGCUACCAGAUAUGACGAUGAGCGUGUUAUGUACGUCCUUAAUCAUUACAUAAAAGCACAGAAAUACAACGUAUUAAUCAUGAAUUACCUUUAUUACUCUCACAACGUGUAUGAUAGUUUCAUGAAUGUGCGUCCUAUAGGAAAGGCUGUAAGUGGAUGUGUAAUGAAAUUAAUGAAAAAUUAUGGAGUAUCACCUGAUAGAAUAGAAUUGCACGGGCAUUCUGUUGGUGCAACAAUUGUUGCAUGGAUCGCACGAUAUACCGUACCAAAAGUUGGUUUGUUGGUAGGUAUGGAUCCUGGAAGAUGUGGUGGCGUUUUUAGACGUGGCUAUGCACAACAUACAAUUAGUUUACGAACUGAUGCAGAAUAUAACGGCGAUAUUGUAUGGGAUUCCGAUACUGAAAUUAUUUUGAACAAUGGUGUAAGAAUACAACCCGGUUGCGAAGGCCAAAAACCUGAGGAUCCUUGUAGUCAUGCAAUAGCGUUUUAUCAUUGGGUUUAUAUGAUCAGCAAUCCGGAAUUGUUUUACGCUGUUGAAUGUAAUGAAAUAAAAUGUAAUUAUUCAUCUAUAGUAGCCAACAUAGGACCGGAUUUCAGGCAAAAAGGAACAUUCUAUUUACGAACUGCACCAGCUCCACCCUAUGGAAUGGGAUUAAACGGUAUCAAGAAUAUUAUUCCAACAAAAAAUAGUACAUUCAGAAAUAAAGGCUUCUAUAUAGAUAAUGGUCAAUACAUACCACCCACAUUUGAUAUAUGUUAUGCCAUGUGUUGCCUUCGUUAAUAAAAAGUUAUUAUUGGAAU
Chrysoperla carnea is the source of this 1056-nucleotide messenger RNA. RefSeq names its product inactive pancreatic lipase-related protein 1-like. The transcript has 7 exons. Bases 77 to 1036 code for a protein of 319 amino acids. Gene Ontology annotation, molecular function: lipase activity. Lineage: Eukaryota; Metazoa; Arthropoda; Insecta; Neuroptera; Chrysopidae. The record is from RefSeq and is a predicted model, not a curated record.